Cryptotermes secundus is the source of this 1577-nucleotide messenger RNA. RefSeq names its product beta-ureidopropionase. The transcript has a single exon. Lineage: Eukaryota; Metazoa; Arthropoda; Insecta; Blattodea; Kalotermitidae. Gene Ontology annotation, molecular function: beta-ureidopropionase activity. The coding region runs from base 108 to 1271 and encodes 387 amino acids. The record is from RefSeq and is a predicted model, not a curated record.
UGCAAGCGAGACAGUACGUGAACGCCAGGGGCACGGCGCAGUGCGCGGCGAGUUAUAAAUAACUGUGUGAUACCGAAGAGAGUGGGAUAGAGUGUGCAGUACGCAGGAUGUCAUCCAGAAAGCCAGAAUAUGAAAGUGUGGAAAAACUUUUAUCGCAACAUAUGCCGCCAGAUGCUCUGGCAGAGGUAAAGCGGGUAUUUUACGGCAAAGAAUUACAGGCUUUGAGUAUUCCCAACGAAGCUGAGAGACUUGCGCUGAAUUAUGGCUUCGAGAUUCAGGGUUACAAAUUCGAAGCCCGAACUGAGCAGCUGAGAGCACCCAGAGUUGUUCGAGUGGGCAUCAUUCAGAACCACAUCGUUCUUCCUACAAGUGCCCCACUGAAGGCACAAAGAGACGCGAUCCAUGAACGCAUUACAACGAUUGUGGAGGCGGCGGCUUUGUGUGGAGUCAACGUGCUAUGUUUGCAAGAGGCUUGGCCCUGCCCAUUUGUAUUCUGCACCAGAGAGAAGGAGCCCUGGUGUGAACUGGCCGAGUCAGCCGAGGACGGGCCGACUACGCAGUUGUUACGGCGUCUCUGCAAGCAACACAACAUCGUUAUUGUGUCCCCAAUUUUGGAACGAGAUGUGGACCAUGAAGAUAUCUUGUGGAACACUGCAGUUGUGAUAUCGAAUACUGGUCGGGUGUUGGGCAAGCACCGCAAGAACCACAUCCCCAGAGUUGGAGACUUCAAUGAGUCCACAUAUUACAUGGAAGGAGACACAGGACAUCCAGUUUUUGAAACCAGAUUUGGAAGGAUAGCUGUAAAUAUUUGCUAUGGUCGCCAUCAUCCACUUAAUUGGCUUAUGUUUGGAUUAAAUGGCGCUGAGAUCGUUUUCAAUCCAUCAGCAACUGUCGGUGAACUUAGUGAGCCCCUGUGGGGAGUUGAAGCACGUAAUGCGGCCAUUGCAAAUGGAUAUUUCACCUUUGCAAUUAACCGAGUUGGUACAGAGAUAUAUCCUAACGAAUUUUCAUCAGGUGAUGGACGUCCAGCCCACAAAGAUUUUGGCCAUUUUUAUGGGUCCAGCUAUGCAGCUGCUCCGGAUGGUAGCCGCACCCCAGGACUCAGUCGUCUUCAGGAUGGUUUGAUGGUGGCAGAACUGGAUCUUAAUCUUUGUCGACAGAUAAGAGAUUACUGGGGAUUCCCAAUGACGCAGCGGUUACCUCUUUAUUCAGAGUCUCUGAAUAAGUAUCUGUCACCUGGAUACAAACAGCAGAUCAUACUGGAAAAAUAAGUAUGUGACGAAGAGUGAUAUUACAUGGUAUCAGAAAAAUGUAGGUCUUUGUUAGAGAGACAGUACUGAAUAGCUGAACUGUAUGACUGUUGCUUAUAAACAGCUGACUGUGAGAUGUAUGAUCAUAGAUGCCAUCAUAUUAGACAGCUGAUAUUGUAAAUGAAGUGUGUGUAUCCUGGUUACUAAAUAAAGAUAAAUAAGGAAGAGCAGAACUUAUUGUUGAGAAUAAGUAGGGUAUGUGUGAUAUAUCAUCAUCAUCAUCAUCAUCAUCAUCAUCAUCAUCAUCAUCAUCAUCAUCAUCAUCAU